This is a messenger RNA of Armigeres subalbatus, 1224 nucleotides long. RefSeq names its product thymosin beta (gene cib). Gene Ontology annotation, molecular function: actin monomer binding. The transcript is spliced from 4 exons. NCBI's taxonomy places the organism in Eukaryota, Metazoa, Arthropoda, Insecta, Diptera, Culicidae. Gene Ontology annotation, cellular component: cytosol. Gene Ontology annotation, biological process: actin filament organization. The coding region runs from base 188 to 580 and encodes 130 amino acids. The record is from RefSeq and is a predicted model, not a curated record.
UAUGCUUAUGGGCACCAGACGAACAGUGAAGAAUCGAAGACAGUUUAUUCACCAGUUAGUCGCUUGUGAUACAUCGGCGGUGAAAGUUGUAUUCUAACGUUCGCUCUCUUGUGUACUCGUUAAUUUGUGAUAACAUUAAACUCAUCUUGUUUAAGACUAACUGUUCCACUAAAUCAAAUUAAAUACAAUGGAAACCGCCACCGCUACUUCCCUCAAGGACUACAAGAAAGUCGGUGUUGAUCUCAAGACCCAGCUAGAGAGUUUUAAUACAGAAAAUCUCUCAAAGGCCGACACUCAGGAGAAAAUUGUGCUUCCAACUGCCGAAGACGUCCAGGCUGAAAAGACGCAACAGAGCCUUUUUGCCGGCAUUGAAUCGUUCGAUUCAACCAAGUUGAAGCAUGCUGAGACAUGUGAGAAAAACCCGCUACCGGAUAAGGAAGCUAUCCAACAAGAGAAGGGACAGAAAAAUUUCAUCAAUUGCAUUGAAUCCUUCGAUACUUCCAAGCUAAAGCACACAGAAACAUGUGAAAAAAAUCCGUUGCCAACCAAAGAAACGAUUGAAGAGGAGAAAAAAGCUUAAAUAUUAAGAGCGAAAAAAAACACGCAUCAACGAGACCAUUUCAUUUUACCGCAUAGUAAUACAACUAAAUGUGCGUCCAUUACAGGACUUAAUCCUAUUGUGAAACACUAUGAAAUAAUUUUAUAACUAUUUAUAGAUUCACGGUAACACUACUUCUUGAAAACAGGUCUGUCUACAGUUUAGGACUCUUUAUUUCUUUUUCAUAUUGAAGUAUUUUAAAUCAACGACUCCAGUAUACAGGUGAUUAUCAAUCCGAUUGAGAUCCUAUGUGCAUUUGAAAAAUAGAUUAAGUUGGGCCAGGACGAUGAAUAAAGUGUAAAAUCAAUCGAUUCACUGCAUUAAUAAAAGCAGUAUUAUUCCUAUCAUUUAUACGUUCAUUAAAAUUACUUCAUAUACAUUGCAUGUUACCAAGAAGACAUAAACACUCAUACGAAAUUCGGAAGCUUAAUUGUGUUAUUGUGCAAAAGAAUAUAUUAUUACGGAAAAACAUCAGCGAAGGAAAAAAAUGCUUCAAUAUCAGUUAAACUGACAAAAAACAACUCUUCAUGAAAACUAUUCAAAGACUAAAUUUUUAUGGAACGAAAUAUAGCAUUAGAAUUUUGAUACUAACUGACGAAUAAAAAUGUAUAAAUUAUAAAAAAAAA